Messenger RNA from Scomber japonicus (chub mackerel), 3129 nucleotides. RefSeq names its product ankyrin repeat and BTB/POZ domain-containing protein 2-like. Gene Ontology annotation, cellular component: nucleosome. The record is from RefSeq and is a predicted model, not a curated record. The coding region runs from base 1 to 3129 and encodes 1042 amino acids. NCBI's taxonomy places the organism in Eukaryota, Metazoa, Chordata, Actinopteri, Scombriformes, Scombridae. Gene Ontology annotation, molecular function: protein heterodimerization activity; structural constituent of chromatin; DNA binding. The transcript is spliced from 17 exons.
AUGAUGUCAAACAGUCUGUUGGUGAAAAACUUGGAGGACCUGAGCCUGGAUCCGGGUUAUGUGGCCGGGGAUGCCAGCCUGUCCCUCAGCCUGUCGUCCUCCGGCAGGUCGAGGCAGUCUCACCCCCACACCAGCACUCCUCACCGGGGUCCCUGGUGGCAGCACGCCGACUCUCUGAACAGCAGGAACGGCAGCUGGGACACAGUGAGCACGCUGCCGGAGGAUGCAGCGGACAUCCUGGCCAAGUGUCCCUGCCUGCCCGAGCUGGAGGAGUAUCCCUGGACCGAGCACGAGCUGCGGGAGGUGGUGCGUAAAGUGGACGGUGCGGAUGCGUCGUUCACCGGGGAGGCAGUGCACCGGCUGUCCGUCCUGCUCCGGAGGGCUUUGGUCCGGAUCUCCAGAGAGGCUCAGCGGCUGAGUGAGCUCCACAGACGGUGCACACGCCUGGAGGUCCAGAGCUCGGUGAGGCUGGUGCUCAGCUGGGCUCUCGCCGAGAGGUGCAUCUCCUCCUCGGUGAAGGCUGUGUCCCUGCACUGCAUGAGCUCCGGGGACAGCGCGUGGCAGCGGGGCAAGUCCUCGCGCUGCGGGCUCACGCUCUCCGUGGGUCGCUUCUUCAGAUGGAUGGUGGAGACGCGCGUGUCGGUGCGGGUGCACGAAUACGCCGCCCUGUGCAUGGCAGCGUGCGUGGAGAGUUUGGCGGAGGAGGUGGUGGGACGGGCGCUGCGUGUGGCGAGGCUGGCCGAAGAGGAGGAGGGGGAGCCGGGCGGAGGGGUCACCUGCGUCCCGGUGACCGUGGGGCUGCUGGAUGGAGCCGUUAACAACGACCCGGAGCUGUGGGGGCUGCUGCAGGUGUACGAGCAUCUGAUGUGUGGGAAAAACGCAAAUGGUGAGCUGUCUCUGCCGGCUCAUGUCAGCCCGUACACGAAGGUUCCCGAGGACCGAGCGGAGAGCCGGGAGGACGCCUACAUCCAGCUGGAGCUGCGGACGCUGGAACAGUCGCUGCUCGCCACCUGUGUGGGAAGCAUCGCCGAGCUCAGUGACCUCGUGUCUCGAGCGAUGCGUCACAUGCAGCGUCUCCGCAGCUCGAGUCCGUUCAUCAGCCCGACUCGAUCGGCCAAUCAGCUGUCGGUAUCCUGGGCGCCGGACGCCCUCCACACACUCUACUACUUCCUGUCCAGUCCGCAGAUGGAGUCGCUGGAGAACCCCAACCUGGAACCUCCGACUGUGACGCUGGGCAGAGAGAGGCCGUUCCUGCUCCUCCCUCCUCUCAUGGAGUGGAUCCGCAUCGCCGUGGUGCACGCCGAGCAUCGCUGCAGCCUAUUGGUGGACAGCGAUGAUGUCAGACAGACGGCCAGGCAGCUGCUGCCGGGACUCGACUGUGAACCCAGACAGCUGAAGUCUGAGUGCUGCUUUCAGUCCUUUAAGGUUCUGGACGCUGAAGCAGCUUCAGCAAAGUUCCAGCUGGAUCUGGGCUUCAGGAUGCUUUCAUGUGGACGAGCAGAUCUGGUCCUUCAGGCCUCACGGCUGCUGGGAGCCGACGGGGUCGACACCAUGGACGACCAGGGAAUGACUCCUCUGAUGUACGCCUCUGCAGCAGGAGAUGAAGCUCUGGUUCAGAUGCUCAUCGAGGCCGGAGCUCACCUGGACCUGCAGGUCCCACCCUGCUCGGUUCGUCACCCGUCUGUUCAUCCUGGCAGUCGGCGCUGGGCGGCUCUGACCUUCGCUGUGCUGCACAGUCACCUGUCUGUCACUCAGCUUCUGUUGGAGGCUGGAGCCGACGUAGAAGGCGGAGCGCUGCUGGACGGUCAGGAGAGUUCAGCUGAGACACCGCUGCAACUCGCUGCUGCUGCAGGUUUCUAUGAGAUGGUGAGUCUGCUGCUCAACUACGGAGCCGAUCCUCUGCUCAGAGUGCAUCAUGGGAACUCUCUGACAUCACCGCUGUAUGAAGACAUGAACUGUUUCAGCUAUGCUGCAGCACAUGGACACAGGAACGUUUUGAGGAGGCUGCUGCUGCAACCUCAGCCCAGGAAGGAGGACAUCCUGUCUCUGGAGGAGAUCCUGGCUGAAGGAGUAGAGGAUGAGGAUGAGGAAGAGGAGGAGAGAAGAACCAGAGCAGCUCCAGACUCCCUGAGCCCGGCUCCCAGACUGUGUAAAGCCAGGAUGAAAGCUCUGCAGCAGGCAGCGUACUACAGCGCUGAGCAUGGUUACCUGGAUGUUACCAUGGAGCUCAGAGAGAUGGGUGUUUCCUGGAGGAUCCACAUCUGGCUGGAGUGUCUCCGCAGAGCUCAGCAGCUGUGCAGAGACGAAGUCAUCGUGUGUCUCCUCACAGAGUUUCCCUCCAUCAGGACGGAGGACUACAGCCCCGAGCUGCUGUCUACAGGCGUCCCGCUCAUGUUCAGCAUGUUAGAAACCAGCAAGGACUACGUGAUCACUAAGAGGCUGGCGUCGGUGUUCUCUCACUGCUACAGCGUCUCUCCUGUUCCUCACAUCCCAGCGAUGGACGUCACUCUGUCCACACAGCUGGAUAUUCACUUCCUGAACAACCAGGAGAUGUCCGAUGUGACGUUCAUGGUGGACGGACGUCCGUUCUUCGCUCAUCGGGUGUUGCUGAUGUCGGCAUCUGAGAGAUUUCGACAGAUGCUCGGCGAUUCCUCCGACAACAUCGUCCACAUCAGUCACAUGACCUACAGCACCUUCCAGAUGAUGAUGAAGUCUCUGUACUGCGGAGGAACGGACGGACUCACUGUGUCACACUUUGAAGCCAUGAAGCUGCUGCCGGUGGCCAGUUUCUUCCAGCUCAGAGCUUUGCUGAGAUGUUGUGAGAUGAAACUGUCACAAAGUCUGAAUCCGGACAACGUCGUCAACAUCUACCAAACCGCUAAGCAUCAUGGAGCCGCUGAGCUCUGCAGGUUCUGUGAAGGUUUCUUCCUGCAGAACAUGGAUCGGCUGCUGGACCGAGAGGACUUCCACCGCCUGCUGCUGGGUGGAGUCGGCCAGGAGCUGCUCUGCCCAGGAACGAGCACCCGAUCUGGGCCGGGACAGGACCAGACGCAGCCGGUCCUCCUCAGGGAUCUGGAGGUCACGCUCAUUCACAGACUUUACACUCUGAACUCAGCAUGUAGAGAAUAA